UGCCGACGUCAACGUCUCGGAUGAACUAUGGGUCGACCCCUGGUGAAGCUGACCACCCCCGAAUGCAACUUUGACGUCUGUGGCGAAAGUCUCGCAGCGUUUUCCUGUUCGGUCGAAACCAGAGCCUUGUCUAUUCACCCCGCACAAUAAUUGUUGUCCAACCGCUCGAAAGCCUCGCCGUGUCCCUCGUACAAGCUUCGGAGAUUCAGCCGCAGCGCGCCCAGUCAACACGGUAUGGUAGCGAAUAACGUGGUCACCGGAAUGCUUAUGGCGAUGAUCGUUUGCCCAAUCUGGCGGUUUGGGAGGGGUAUAAAGGGUUCAAAGAGUUGCAGCAGUCCGACCACCGCGGAUGUACGUAUGGAAGCAAGGAACUCGUGUUAAGAAAUUCAAGAUGCUGCCCGUCUUCGCCUUUACGCUGCUCUUAGCACUUGUCCGGGGCACGCUCUGUAACCCAGCCGACGGCUUGGUCGAUCUCGGGUAUGCAAAGCAUGUCCCGACGUACGUCAACACCACCGCCUCGGGCCAGCGCGUCGCCGUUUACAAGAACAUCCGCUUCGCCAAAGCCCCGACCGGCGAGCUGCGCUUCCGCGCCCCAGAUACAAAGCUUCCCCACGUAGAUGGGAUUCAAGAUGGCAAGGCCCCGUGGCCUGGGCCGUCUUGCAUCUCCUCGGCGCCUUCGUCCGUCCCAUUUCCUGGCCUUAACGGUACGACCUGGGGCAGUGAAGACUGUUUGUUCCUAGAUGUCUACGUGCCCGAGGGUGUACGGCCGGGAGACGAUGUGCCUGUGUUGCAUAACUUCCACGGCAGCGCGUACGCGUUUGGGAACAAGGAGAUCUUCUUCUACCCACUAGGUCUAUUCGAUCUAGCCCACAAGCAAAACGGGACCAAGUUUAUUGCUGUGGCCAACAACUACAGGAUGGGCGUUUCUGGCUUCACCUGGGCUGACGGCGAGGACCUCGACGGCAACGUCGGCAUGCUGGACUGCCUCGCCGCCGCCGAGUGGACGUCCCAGUACAUCCACAAGUUCGGUGGCGACAAGAAGCGCGUCACCGCCCUCGGGCAAAGCUCCGGCGCUGGUAUCCUCUACUACUUGAGCGUCCUCGACGGUGGUCAGGGGCGGCCACUACCCUUCCAGCAAAUCUUCAUCUCCUCCCCGGACGCAGUGCAACGCCGCAACGUCACGGCCCGCCAGCGGCAGCUCUUCGACUUAGUCCUCGACGCCGCCAACUGCACCAGCCUCGCAUGCUUGCGGUCAGCCCCCGAGGCGGCCAUGCUGCAAGUCAACGACGCGCUCAUCAACCACAUGCCCAGCACGGGCGGCGGCGGCACGCUGGGCCCCGUGCUCGGCUUCGGACCCGCACCGGACGGGCACCGCAUCCCCGACAUACCGGUGGCGCUGCUCCAGCAGGGCCGGACGCACCACAAGUCACUCUCCCGCCUCGUCCUCGGCAACAUGGCCGACGAGGGCGAGACGACGUCGUCGGACGAGGGCAUGCCGGGCGCCUUCGCCGAGGUGGCGCGCCGCCAGCUGACCACCGCCGACGACGACGCCAUCCAGGCGCUGCUGGACCUGUACUACACGCCCGGCUUCGAGCGCGAGCUGGCCUGGGACUGGACGACCGACUCCGUCUUUGCCUGCAACAACUACGCGCUGGCGGCCGCCCUGCCCCAGAAGGCGCUGCGCUACGUCAUGACGACGCCGCCGGCCGUCCACGGCCAGGAUUUCCUCCACUAUUUCUAUGUCGACCAGGAGACGACACCGGUCGACGACCCGGCGCUGGCGCUCGAGUUCCAGGCGAAGCUGUUGGCGUUUUCUGCGCGGGGAGGACGUGGACUGGCCGGUGUAUGGCGCCGACCAGCGCCUCUUCAACAUCACGGACUCGUUCGAGGCGACGACCUUGCCGGAUAGGUGUCGGGAGCGCUGCGAGCUGGUGCAUCGGCUUGUGCUCGAUCCGGCGAAUGGUGC
Molecule: messenger RNA, 1966 nt
Organism: Chaetomium fimeti
Lineage: Eukaryota; Fungi; Ascomycota; Sordariomycetes; Sordariales; Chaetomiaceae
Product: Alpha/Beta hydrolase protein
Exons: 3
Coding region: 350-1909 (519 amino acids)
Source: RefSeq, a predicted model, not a curated record